UGGGUGCGCCCCAAAGAGUGGAAAUGGAGGCCUGGGUGCUGUCCUUUGGGGUCCGAGUACUGGAGGAGGCUGUCCCUGGCCUCCAGGGCUGGUGGAUGCCGGAGUCCGCGGGGUUGGUGGCUCACCUUGGUCCAGAGCGUGGAGCGAGUUCCCAAGGGGUCCGUGACUCGCAGCGUCGCCUCACCAGGUGUGCCCCCCAGUUCAGGUCGUGGGCGCCAACACGAGAAUGCUCCCCGUUACCGGCGUCCUCCGGGUCCUCGGCUGCUCUAGCGCGACCCUGUCAGCGUUUAGGAUUUUCCUUCUGGGGUCCUUGUCCCGUCCACCAGGGAAUUGGCCUGCAGACGGACCCAGGGUUCGCACUUCACCUCGAAAUGCGGAGCGAUUCCGUCUCGUCCAUGGCGUAGUCACCUGCGAGUCAGUGCCAGAGACCAUUCCCAUCCUUCAGACUUCCUCUGUCACUGUCUCCAGGUCGUUAAAGAGAGGGGGACAAAUUGCUGCUCCUAGCCACCUAGCCCUUGUUCUUUGCUUGCUCUCCACCGUGGGGUUAGAAUGGCUAACCUUUGAUGAGUGCCACUGUGCCAGACCUUGUUGAAGACCUCUGGGAGUGUUAACAGCAAAGGCACGACUUUAUAAAGUGGGGACCACCUGUCCUUACAGAUGAGGAUGAGAAGAUAAGUGAUCACUAAUAAGUUGAAGAACCAGGAUUCAGAUCCAGGACAGGCUGACUCCAGAGCCCCUUCUAGGAUUUUUUUUUUCUUUCCUCCCGGUGCUGGGGUUUGAACCCAGGGCCUUGCAUAUGCUAGCACAGGCUCCUCCACUGAGCUCCACCCCCAGCCCUCCAGAGCCCCUUCUGUACUGUCCCUCAGUAAUUGUCUGCAGUGGGUAUUCCCAGCCACUUUUGACAAUUGCAGAAACACCUGAGACUGGAAAUAAUUUUUAAGAGUUCAGAUCUUCAAACUUCCACUAAGUGAGUUUGGAGAUUUAUUAAACUUUAUGGUUCUAAGUAAGAGUUCAUUCUUAUUAUCAUCAUUAUAGUAUCCUUUUAGAAGGCAAUGGAAUUUUGGGGAAAGAAGCCAGAAUUCAUUUAGAUACUGUCCUCUUCCUGAUUAAAAGAAUGGCUAAGGUUAUCGAGGAACUUCAUCAAAGCUGCAGUUUGCCUCAAAAGCAAAAAACGAGAACUUAGGUCUCAUGACAGUUUUGUUGGAACAGUUUUCUGCACUCAAGGAUGUUUUGUCACAUCAAAGCUCUGCUUGAGGCAAGGCGCUUUUCCAAAUAAAGAGCCAGCAAGAAGUGGAGGUGACAAGAACUGAACUUGUUAAAGCCAUGUGCCCGAGCUUAGUGACUUUCUCAGACGUGGCCAUAGACUUCUCCCAGGAGGAGUGGGAGUGGCUGAGCCCUGCUCAGAGGAGGCUGUACAGGAAGGUGAUGCUGGAGACCUACCGGAGCCUGGUCUCCGUGGGUCUCUGCAUUUCUAAACCAGAUGUAGUCCACUUACUGGAGCAGGAGAAGGAGCCCUGGACGAUGCCAGGAGAAGUAGUCAGGGGCCUGUGCCCAGACCUGGAGUGUGUGGGGGUGACCAAGGAAUCAUCUCCAAAUUGGGACAUGGAGGAGGAAAAAUUAUCCCAGGCUGCAGUGAUGGAAAGACUGACAAGCCGUGACCCUGAGUGUUGUGCACAUUCUGGGGAAGACUGGAAGUGUGGACCCUUGCUGGACAGGGAGCUGGUAGGUCAGGAGACAGUCACUCAUGUAGAUACCCAUGUUGAGAAAAGAGACCGUUCUACCAAAUCCAGAACCCAUUGUCAUCAGAAUACAGAGUCUUAUAUGACACAGAUUGUUCCCAUGGGGCAGAGAAGGUGUGAUUUUGAUACAGAUAAGAAAACACAUUCAGUUCCCCAAAAACCCAAGCAAGUCUAUGGAGAAAAGAAACUUUUGAAAUGUAACGACUGUGAGAAAAUGUUCAGCAAAGUUUCGACCCUUACUCUUCAUCAGAGAAUUCACACUGGAGAGAGACCCUAUGAGUGUGCCGAGUGUGGGAAGGCCUUCAGCCAGAACGCCCACCUUGCCCAGCACCGACGGGUCCACACCGGGGAGAGGCCGUUCCGCUGCCCGCAGUGCGCCAAGGCCUUCGGCGACCGCUCCUCACUGGCCCACCACCGCAGGGUCCACUCUGGAAAGAGGCCCUUCGGGUGCACGGACUGCGGGAAGACCUUCAGGCAGAAGGCCUCCCUGGUGCGGCACCAGCGGUACUACCACAAUGGGGAGAAGCCCUUCCACUGCGCGGACUGCGGGAAGGCCUUCACGGACCACGCAGGGCUCCUCCAGCAUGAGAGGGUCCACACCGGGGAGAGGCCCUACAGGUGCGGCCAGUGUGGGAGGGCCUUCAGCCACAGCUCGUCCCUGACCGUGCACCAGCGGGACCACACGGGGGAGAAGCCUUACCCAUGCGCCGCCUGCGGAAAGGCCUUCAGCCACGGCUCGCUCACGCUGCACCAGCGGAUCCACACGGGCGAGAAGCCCUACGCGUGCCAGGACUGCGGGAAGGCCUUCCGCCAGAGCACCCACCUUGCCCACCACCGGAGGGUGCACACGGGCAAGAAGCCGUUCGCGUGCCAGGACUGCAGCAAGGCCUUCAGCCAGAACUCGCACCUGGCGCAGCAUCGGAAGGUGCACACCGGGGAGAGGCCAUACGCGUGCCAGGCCUGCGGCAAGGCCUUCAGCCAGAUGGCACACCUCGUGCAGCACCAGCGGGUGCACACUGGCAGAAGGCCCCACGAGUGUCUUGAGUGUGGGAAGACCUUCGGACAGAGGGCAUCCCUGGCCCUGCACCUGCGCAUCCACACGGGCGAGAAGCCCUUCCGCUGUGACGUGUGCGGAAAGCCCUUCAUUGAGCGCUCGUCCCUCACCAUCCACCGGCGCGUGCACACGGGGGAGAAGCCCUACACGUGUGGGGACUGCGGCAAGGCCUUCAGCCAGCGCAUGAACCUCGUAGUGCACCAGCGCACGCACACAGGCGAGAAGCCCUAUGCGUGCCAUGUGUGCGGCAAGGCCUUCCGCAAGACCUCGUCCCUCACGCAGCAUGAGCGCAUCCACACGGGCCAGAAGCCCUACGCGUGUGGGGACUGCGGCAAAGCCUUCAGCCAGAACAUGCACCUCAUUGUGCACCAGCGCACGCACACAGGCGAGAAGCCCUACGUGUGUCCCUUGUGUGGCAAGGCCUUCAGCCAGAAUAUGCAUCUGACAGAGCACCGGCGCACGCACACGGGAGAGAAGCCGUACGCGUGCAAAGAUUGUGGCAAGGCCUUCAACAAGAGCUCCUCGCUUACCUUGCACCAGAGGAACCACACUGGCGAGAAGCCGUACGUGUGCAACGAGUGCGGCAAGGCCUUCAGCCAGAGCUCCUACCUCAUCCAGCACCAGAGGUUCCACAUCGGAGUGAAGCCCUUCGAGUGCGCGCAGUGCGGGAAGGCCUUCAGUAAGAACUCGGCGCUCGCGCAGCACCAGCGCAUCCACACGGGCGAGAAGCCCUACGAGUGCUACCUCUGCAAGAAGCACUUCACCGGGCGCUCGUCGCUUGUGGUGCACCAGAUCGUGCACACCGGCGAGCGUCCCUACAAGUGCAGUGACUGUGGCAAGGCCUUCAGCCAGAGCGCGUACCUGAUAGAGCACCAGCGCAUCCACACCGGCGAGAAGCCGUACCGCUGCGCGCAGUGCGGGAAGUCCUUCAUCAAGAACUCGUCGCUGACGGUGCACCUGCGCAUCCACACCGGCGAGAAGCCCUACCGCUGCGCCGAGUGUGGGAAGGCCUUCAGCCGCAACACGAACCUGACCCGGCACCUGCGAAUCCACACCUGAGCUCAGCGGUGGACACCAGGUGGGUGGGCUGUGCCGUGCAGGUCAGUGGGGCAGUCCUGUCUUUGGAGCACAUGAUGACUGACCCCAGGAGGCCCAGGAAUGUGGGCAUCCUUGGAGGGCUUUUUGCUCAAACAUGCCCUCCUACGAAGGUCAGCAAGUCCCUGGAUACCUGGUGUAUUGGGGGACGUUGUAAGGUUUCUGAGGUCCAGUUAGUAAUGGAACUUAGGCUGGGGCCCAGCCCUCUGUGUGAAUACAAGAGCUUGACAAAUGGCAGUGUCUCGGGGCUGCAUGUCAGCAGGACUAAGGGGCAGGUGGGCGGAGGGUGAAGACUGGGCUCUUACUCCCUUUGUCCUGUGCGCCCUGAAUCCAGAUCUCAGUUUGUCCCAUCUCAGUUUUCUCCAUGGGUUAAAGGGAGAUGGGGGCGUUGGUCCUUCCCACUGGCAGUCCGUCCUGUCCUACUGGAUCCCAGUUGUUGGUAAGGGAGGAAAGGGCCCCAUGCCGUAGUUAGCAAAUAACAAUGCCUGCUUUGAAUGCCAAAGUUAGAGUAGUCUGUUAGGAUUUUUCAAAAUAAAGCUUUUGAUUAAGGGAGAUUAGGUCAUUUUAAGUGAUCUUUUAAGUGUAAGAGAUAGGAUGCCAGUCCUGUGUCAAAGUCGACUUCGGAGACGGAGGGGAGAGUGGGAGGGAGGGAACCGAGGCUGCGCCAGGUCAGGUCCCUUGGGGUUCAGUGAGGCAUGCACUCCAGCAGACUGUUCCUGCAGUUAUUUUAGCAGCUUGGCUUGAAGGUAACCGCCGAGCCCAUUCCUGCUGUCACAGGAAGAGCCCUCCACUGGGUAGCCAUGUGCAGUGGCACAGCACUGCUCACAACAGUCCUGGAGCUGGGAGGGCCAAGGUGCCCGCAGGCUUGGUGCCUGAAGAGGCCCAUUCUAUAUAGACUGCCUCUGUGUGUCUUCCCUGUGCUCCUUGGGCCUCUUACAGGGGCUCUGCCCCUAGGACCCCUCCUCCCAGAGGCCACCUCUUCAUGUGGUCCACCCUGAAUGUGAGGGACACCGACGCGCAGGUUUGCCGGACCUUGUCCUGCACCUCCUGGCUGACUGGAAGCUCUGCCUGCACCUGGGGGGCCCGCCACCCCACCUUUUAAUACUGACAUGGAUAGAACUGGUUCUGAACGCCCUGGAGUUUCUGAUGAUUCCCACUUUUUGAUACUGGUGUAUAUGAAGAAUAAACAAGUCAUUUAAAGGUCACUUUGGUAUCACAAGUACACUUUGUAAGGCGAGUGGGGAAAGUGCCCUCCUGGCACGUAUACGCAAGAUGACGGUUUUCCAGCUGGAAGCUGGUCGAGUGUCGGGUGGACUUGGUCCAGCACUCUGUGGUGGAGCCCUUGCUGUCUGAGUCUCUGGCUCUCCUUCAUGAGUUGGCAUCCCCCAUGACUUCCCGUGGGACCUUGCCGUUCGCAGCAGCCCCUCAGCCACAUCCUGAUGGAGAGAAGACUUCUUCCAGUCUUUGGGGGAAGAAAUCCUAAGCUUCCUUCUGUUGGGUUCACCCCUGAUCUGACCUCUGCACAGAGGUGGCCUGUGCUGGUCAGCGCAGAUCUGGGCCCUUUCCGCACUCCCAAAUGGCUCUGGUGAAGGAUGGAAUCAAUGCCACUGUCUGCCCUUGAUGUGGGUGUCCGGGCCAGUCCCUCCACAUCACAGUAGGGGAGGCGAGUGGCAGUGGAGAAUAUGACCUGGCCACCUGCCUGGGUCAGCAAGAGUUAAGGAGGACUCCUCCCGCUGAUAGCAUCAUGAGCGUGGUUCUCACUGCACAUGUCUCUUGGAGGCCAUCGCCAUGUCUGUUCCCUGUGUGUUAACCAGGAGGUGGGGCAGGGGCCACGGGCCAGGAGGUCCCGCCUGCGUGUCCUGGUGGCUGACAUUGCACCCACACUUCUGCUGCAGAACAGGAUGCCCCAGCCCUUCACAGAGGUGGGAGAGAAUGGGGAUACUGACAUGUUGCUGUCCCACAGUGGCACGUGCCCAGGACAUUGUGGGGCCAAAAGGCAAACUGUGGUGGGAUAGAGCCCAGAGGAAGUGGCUCCUCGCCAGCCUCAUAACCCCACCAUGUCCCGGGUAACUCCUGGGCUUUGGAUUCCUCAGCUUGAAAAUGAGAACAUAGUGGCACUCCCCGGGUCACAGAGCACUGCUCACUAUAUCCUCCGGCUUGGGGCUCUCCGCCUCCCCUGAUUGGCUCUCCUGUUUCUGUCACACACCUCCUGGGAGGCUGAAGGCGCAGGGCAGUGGCAGCUCUGCUCCACAGGGCCAUUCAGGACACAGGUUCUUCCCGUCCUACUGACGUGACUAUCCCCCAGGGUCGUCAUGGGUCUAGGUUCCUGUGGGAGCUGAGCUGCUGCUAUACCCAGGGUCCAGCCAUCAUGCUGCCGCUGAUCAUGUCACUGAAGGAAAAAAUCCACCAACUGCAGGAGGCCGGUCCUUAGUGCUGACGGGCACCCUGAUCUUGGAGACAUUCACGUGUGUAGCCGUGAGAUCUAGAGUUCAGCUGGAUGGUGAACGGCCUCGCUGCCCGCGCCAGGACCGGGGCACAGUCUUGGCAAUCUCCACACACCCGCCCACACCCCGUGGCCGACUGGGUGGCAGGACCCGUUUGAGGCUCCCCCGCAUCCCUCACCCCUCUGCCCUCCUCCCUCCGUCAGGGGUGCUGGUGCCCAAGGGUGCCGCCUGGGCUUCUCACCCACCGCGCGGCGCUUUUCUGUGUGUGCUUCAGCUUCCUCACCUGCAAAGGGGUAAGUGACAGCGCCUGCAGCUGGGCCACAGUCCCAGCCCUGGACCCCGCACGGAGGCACGGUGACUGUGCCUCCAGGGGCCUGGCUGCUGGCUCUGCUGGCUCCAAGCCGCGGCCAGGACUUGGGUUCCCAGGUGCCCGGGCCAGACGCAGCCAGAGAGAAACUAAGGCUUGCAAGGCCUGCCAGCUGGGAAUGCGGCGCUGAGGUCCCCAGAGGGAACCAAGGCACCCAACCUGGGUGCUGCGGCCUCUCCAGCCCGACUCACCUGCGCUUGGGGCUGCUGACCGUGGGGGCCGUCAGCCCCCGCAGCUCCUGCCCAGCGAGCCCUGCAGCCACCCUGCCGCGCCAGCCCCGCCCACUCGCGUGAGACCCACCCACGACUGAUCACCAUGCUCUAGCCCCGCCCUCCUAUUACUAGUGUCACUUAUUGAGCACGUACGCCAUGUGGGGCCCACAGAGCAUGGCAUUCACCUGCAGCCAGAGGUGGCUUUGGCUGAUAAAUCUGGGAAAGGCCUCAGAAGGCCUCAGCAAGAUGGGGCGCGUCGGGUUUCGCCUCUGCUGGGAAAGGGGGGCGGGUGUUUGCAGCCAUCCCCUGUGUUGCAGAAGGGUGGAGAGGUGCAGAGGUGGAGUGGGUGGGGCAGGUGAGAAGCUGCUAGGAACAGGAGGCGGUGUGUAGACGGGAGGAGAGGUCUGGGUCAGGAAGGGCCUGAGCUACUUUUCCCCUCGCUGUUGGCGGUGGGGCAGAGGCUGUGCCUAGAAAGUGGGUGCAUAGUGGGCGAAGCUCUGGGGUGGGCAGUGAGUCCUUCGGUCAACAGAUCCGAGCUGUGCCCCGGGCAGUGUUGCAGAGGCCGGAAUCCAGCGGCGACCAACCCUCCCCUGAUUUCUGAGCACGACCAACCCACCCCUGAUUUCUGAGCACCGUAGGAGGAUGAGAGAAGAGAUGAAGUGGGUGGCUGCGGCCAGGGAGGGUGGGCCUGAGAGGGUGACGCUGCAGCAGAGACUGUUGGCAGAGGGAAGACCAUUCACACCGCUGGAAGAACAGCACGGCACUCGUCCACCUGUGCCCGAAGCCGUGCUUGGAAGAGGGCAAAAGGGGCCACACCAGCAUCACCUCAAAAGACUGGCCUAGUAGCUUGGGGUUCACCUGGAAGAGCAGCCGGGAAAGGAGUAGAGAGUGAGGUGGAAACACUCAGCCACAGUCCUGGGCACGCCCAUUCGCCUGUUUCGAAAGUGAGGGGGCUUCAGGGGCCUUCACCCAGCAGCUGCUCACCAAUGUCCUAAAGCAUUUUGAUAAAUGAAUGAUGUGUGUGAGACUAGUAGUGUUUCUCUGCUCACCAUCACUCUGGGUGUGAGGUGUUGCAUUCAGCUUUGGCCAUGUGGCAACUGCUCCAAAAGUUAGUGAGACGCUUCUUCAUUGUGGCUUCCCGGACGAUGUUCCACAGGGCGCCCCCGCCAUCCUCACUCGUGCAGUUGUGGUUGCUGCUGGUUAGCUGUGGGCAGGCUGGUCUUGACUAGCCGGGGCUGAGUGACUUGCCUCUCCUCCAUGGCUGGUCCUCCAGCCAGUGAGCUGGAGCCAGUGCAGGCUGAGCAGGGAGGGAGUUGGGGUCCCCUGACCACUCACAGAGGAGACAGAGUGGAAGGGGGCUGCAGGAGGAGGCUUCUUGGGGCUUUGGCCUGCUACAGACACCCCAGCAUUCACAUCGCAUUUCACUGACAAGUCCCAAGAGCACCUGGAAGAGUUGGAAAAUCCGCAUUGCAAAGAGGCAUGCAUCCAGUGAGGGUCACCUUGGCAGUCUGCUCCAUCAGGUUAAGCAUAAAAAGUCAGGGAGAGUAUGAAAUAUCUGACAAACAGAAGACAUGACGUUACAGGGACUUUCACCUUAUACACUUUAAAUUCAGAAUUGUUCAAAUGUUUUGCAAUAAACAUUAUGUUUUAAAAUAUCUCGGCAUGGAAGUCUUCAAGCACACACUCUAGCACUGAGAACCCCCUGUGUCCAUCUCCCAGAUACCACUGUACUGGUCUGGUUGCAUUUAAACAUGUCCCUUCUCUGCUGGUUUAUUUAAACCCAUCCCAGUUACCUCAUCAUUUUCUUCAUCAAUAUUUCAGUGUGUGACUCCAGCAGAAGAGAACUUAAAAAAAAAAAAAAAACUUAACCGCUAUAUGAGUAUCACAGCCAACAAAAUGAGCAGUCAUUCAAAAUACCAC
Messenger RNA from Ictidomys tridecemlineatus (thirteen-lined ground squirrel), 8831 nucleotides. The record is from RefSeq and is a predicted model, not a curated record. NCBI's taxonomy places the organism in Eukaryota, Metazoa, Chordata, Mammalia, Rodentia, Sciuridae.